This is a messenger RNA of Rhea pennata, 2060 nucleotides long. RefSeq names its product PML-RARA regulated adaptor molecule 1 (gene PRAM1). Gene Ontology annotation, cellular component: plasma membrane. Gene Ontology annotation, molecular function: protein binding. NCBI's taxonomy places the organism in Eukaryota, Metazoa, Chordata, Aves, Rheiformes, Rheidae. The transcript has 10 exons. The record is from RefSeq and is a predicted model, not a curated record. Gene Ontology annotation, biological process: integrin-mediated signaling pathway; T cell receptor signaling pathway; protein localization to plasma membrane. The coding region runs from base 371 to 1648 and encodes 425 amino acids.
CAGCCACCUGAACUCAGAUUCGCUCCCCAAAUCAAAGCCUCUUUUCCAGCUACCUGUCAGGCCAUUUUGUGAACAGCAGGGCUUGAUGGACCUUAAACUUCUCAGCAACAUCGGAGCCUAGUAUUGAAGACAGCAAUACAAGAAAGCUGUUCCUCCUCCUCCUCUUGUUGUUUUACAUCAUCAGACUACAGCUACUUCCUGACAUUAAGCACAGCUUCUUGCCAACCCUCAGGGAAGAGUCUCUCGUUUCAGAGGAGACGGAUUCUGCUGCUGGUGAGAGAGCCUCACCUUCCACAAGUACUUGUGCUUGGAUGCCUCUGGUGGUGCUUAGAGUGGAGAUGAGCGUGUAGAAAGUGUCUGCUGAUGGAAAAUGUCACAGACACAUCUGGAAGGGAAAGAGGCCCUUGUGAGGCAUCUACGAACAAAGCUCCGGGGAAACAGGAAAGAUGCUCCUAAAGCAGGCAGCUGGCCAGAGAAUCGCUCUGCAGCAUCCCAUGCAACAGAGCUGGGACAGACCUCUGCACCAGGUUCCAAGGGUGAGCCACCUCCCGAGCUCUCCAGGACCAAGAGAGUGGAUUUCACCAAAGCCCCUCUGUCUCGCAGUAAAGGCCAGAAUGAGGGACAGAGUUUGCCUACUCAUCCCUUUAGUGAGAACCCAGCAUGGGUGACACCACAGCUGAAGAAGGGGAUUGCUAAAGAGGCCAGUUUCCAGUCAGCCACUGCAAAGCCAGGAGGAAGAGAGGCAUUGAACAAGGACAUUGGAGCCACCUCAGAUCCUCCCCAGAGAAGCACAGCCCAGCAGAAAUGGCCACCUGUCAAAAACAAGGGUUCUCCAAUAGUUCCUGCUAAAGGAGCAACCGUUCCAGCUUCCCUGAAUGCCGCAGGAAGCACCACUGAGACAAGGCCUCCAGCUCUGCCUCGGAGGAAGCCUUUGCCGCACAUCAAGGCACUGGGAGUGAGGCCAGCCAAGCCUAGGCGCCCUCCUCUUGUGGAUCUGGAGAAGUUCAGUGCAGCUGCACAUCCUGGGGUACACAGCCAUCCUGCCACAGAACCAUCAAGGAAUACUCAGCCAAGUUACCUGAAACCGGGUAGUACUGCAUCAGUCAAAGCACGAUUCCCACCACAGAACGCUCCAAGUUUAACAGGGGAAGAAGAUGAGAUAUACGAUGACGUAGAGCCUGUCGGACUGCUUGGGAGAGGCCAAGGCUUUCCGCUACGUGCUGCAUCCCAGCCCCCAGCAUGUUCCCGCUCUGGAGGAGGCGGAGGAGCUGGUCUAGCCGCUAACAAUGUGGCCAUGAUGCCAACUGCACAGAGAGAAGGCCAGAUCUUUCAGAGGACGAAGGUGAUGACACUCAAGGAAUGCAAGAAGGAAGAGAAGGCAGACAGGGAGUUUCAGAAGAAAUUCAAGUUUGAAGGAGACAUCCGUGUCCUGACACAAAUGAUGGUUGACCCUGCAGCGACGGAGAAGAGAGGUGGAGGGAAGAACCUCCCGCUCAGACGAGGAGAAAUUCUAGAUGUCAUUCAGUUUACAAAUAGGGAGCAAAUUCUCUGCCGAAACAGCCAGAGGAGAUAUGGCUAUGUGCCCCGGGCCGUGAUGCUACACCUGGACACUGACAUCUAUGACGACGUUGAGAUUUAUGCAGGUUGAGCAAUCCAUGCUAAAGCAAAAGUCACAAGACACCAUCAACAGAGAGACGUCUCUGAGGGUCUAAACAUGAAAAGCUCUAUCUGUCAUGCUCCCGCUGCCUUUCAAAUAGCCUGCCAAAGUGACUGUGUCUUUGCCGAGCCGAAGCACUGGAAGGCUCACCAUUCUGCAGGGAUCUUGUCCCAUAAAAGCAGGGACCAGCCAGAGGGCUGAAAGUGAUCCUUAAAUCAAACUGUCUUCUCUGUGGCUUUAUUUUGUCUGUGUAAAAUACGGCAAUGAUUUGAGAAGGUUUCAUGGUCUUAAUUGGGGAUUGCUAAAUCUGUUUUUCUUUCUUGUUUUGAAAUCCUUGUGCUAGAAAAGGGGAAAUAUCACCACAGUCGGGUUUGAAAUGCCAGUACUUGAGAUGUGAUUACCA